Epinephelus moara (kelp grouper) is the source of this 5186-nucleotide messenger RNA. RefSeq names its product aarF domain containing kinase 1 (gene adck1). The record is from RefSeq and is a predicted model, not a curated record. Gene Ontology annotation, cellular component: mitochondrial inner membrane. The transcript is spliced from 14 exons. Gene Ontology annotation, biological process: lipid homeostasis; mitochondrion organization. Lineage: Eukaryota; Metazoa; Chordata; Actinopteri; Perciformes; Serranidae. Bases 91 to 1647 code for a protein of 518 amino acids.
GUCCGCAUCGAUGCUACCUACGACAUCCAGUUCUGGUUGAAAGCCCUCGAGGAAAAUUUCUCCCAACUGCCAUCCUGCUCAGUGCCUCUGAUGGCUGGUCAUCUCCUCAAAAUCUCCUCUCUGGCCACAGCAGUGUUCGCCACAUCUGGGUUUUACCUCUACGGCCGACAGCUGGACCUCAAUGACUUGAGUGUCAUUCGCUUUGGCCGUGCUGCAGCCACUACGGCGAUCAUCAGCUAUGACUAUCUGACUGCUUUCAGACAUGUGGAAUACGGCACAGAAGACUACUGGGCCCUCAAGUCCAAGGUGCAUCUAAGGUCAGCAGAACGUCUUCGAGAAUUGUGCUGUGCCAACAGGGGUACUUUCAUCAAGGUAGGCCAGCACCUUGGUGCUCUGGACUACCUGCUGCCUGAGGAGUACACAUCUACAUUGAAGGUACUCCACAGCCGAGCUCCUCAGAGCAGCAUGGAGGAGAUUCAGCAGGUCAUCAGAGAAGACCUCGGCAAGGAGCUGUCAGAGUUAUUUGUCACCUUUGAGGAGAAGCCUCAGGGUGCAGCCUCCUUAGCCCAGGUCCACAAGGCUGUGCUGCACGAUGGGAGGACAGUGGCCAUCAAGGUCCAACACCCCAAAGUCCAGAGACAGAGCUCCAAAGACAUAGUGGUGAUGGAGGUACUGUUGAGGGCGGUCCAUUGGCUCUUCCCAGACUUUGCUUUCAUGUGGUUGGUGGAAGAGGCAAAGAAGAACAUGCCAUUAGAGCUGGACUUCCUUAAUGAAGGACAAAAUGCUGAGAGGAUGGCCAACAUGCUUGCCCACUUCCCCUUUCUCAAGGUUCCCAUGAUCCACUGGGAUCUGUCCACAAAGAGGAUCCUGACCAUGGAGUUUGUUGAGGGGGGGCAGGUCAAUGAAAGGGACUACAUGAAGAAACACGGCAUCAAUGUCAACGAGAUCUCAGAGAACCUGGGUAAGAUGUACAGUGAAAUGAUCUUUGUCCAUGGCUUUGUUCAUUGUGACCCGCACCCAGGCAACGUGUUGGUUCGAAAGUGUACCCAGAGCAAUAAGACUGAGAUCAUCCUUCUUGAUCACGGCCUUUAUCAGGUCCUGCAGCCAGAAUUUCGGUUGGACUACUGUCGGCUGUGGCAGGCUCUGAUUAAUGGUGACAUGUCCGGGGUAAAGCGUUACAGCCUCAGACUGGGUGCUGGAGAUCUGUACCCAUUGUUCGCCUGCGUGCUCACUGCUCGCUCCUGGACUGCCAUCAAUGCUGGCAUCAGCUCUGUGCCUGUCACAAACUCUGAGGACGUUGAGAUACGAACCAAUGCAGCCCUAUACCUGCCCCAGAUCAGCGAGCUGUUGAAUCGUGUGCCCCGACAGAUGCUAUUGCUGCUUAAAACCAAUGACCUGCUAAGGGGCAUUGAGACCACCCUACAGACCAGAGCCUCCUCCUCGUCUUUCAUCAACAUGUCCCGCUGCUGCAUACGUGCCAUGGCCAGGCACAAGAGAAGUAAGACUCAAUCCAGGAGGAGGCGUCUACAGAUCACACUGGCAGAGUCUCUCAGCCUGUGGAGACUCACCAUGUACGAACUGUUUCUGAGGGUGAAGGGCUCCACGUUGGGAAACUGGCUCACUGCUCUGCUGGCAUUUCUGGCCUAAGAUAUAUCUGGACAUCCCACUAGGACAUUAACAAAAGGCUGUUACUUUUGGCACAAAAGGGGUUUAAAAGACAGUCCAUGUUAACACAUUUUGAAUAUGUGUUUAUACAGUCACACACACACAAAUUCUUAUUUUUGUUAACAAUAAAAUUUGUUAUUCCAUGGACACAUACAAGAAAACAACAUGCUGAUGUCCUUGGACACCACACUGUGGCUGUUGAUAAUCACAACUUUUAUUAUUCAGUCCUCAGUGUUGACUUUUUUCUAAAUUGUAUGUCAUAUACUCAAGAUGAUUUUUUUUCUUCAUUCUUAUUUAAUUUAAGGCCAUUAUUGCACAAAGACUUUAUUCACAAACUUUAAAUUGUCUGGAAUCAUCAUCUCAUUUAUGGGAUACUGUAACCUGUGUUCACUGACUGUGUCUGACAACCUGUGCUUUAGCUGGAGAUGCUGCAGAGAAAUACUGAGUGAAUGGAUAAAUGGUAGGUUGUCAUAAAAUAGUUCAACCACAUCUCUGUUUGAGUAGAGGUCAGAUUAGUCCAUACUCCAGCUCUGCACCUAUCCAUCUCCUUAUCUCACUUUCAGAAUAAAAAACAACAUAAGCAUAUUUUCCAAAAUAAUGAACUUCCUUGCAGUCAUAACCCUUGGGAGACCUUGUUUGAUAUCCCAAAAUAUUAUGAUGUGGGGACACAACAUGGUUUAGAUACCACCAUCUUAUAUGAAGUUAUUAAGGCAUUGUAUUAUUACGUAAGAUAUCUGUCAGAUUAGAAAUUUAAUUGUCAUGGUCUUAAAAUAAUCAAAUCUCAGUUAAAUUAUCAUGUGUAUCCUUUUAGACAGGGCUAUAGAUCUCAAACACUUGACAGCUUUGUAUUAUCUUAAACAUAAUGGCAUACAGACAGCCCUAAAUACCAUCAAACAAUCAAUUCCAGCACAUAAAAGACAGUGAUGCAGUGGUGGAGAUUGAUACAAGCAGGUGGAGAGAGAAAGAGGAGUUAACGAGCAGCAAUAUAGUGCAUCAGUUAGUAACACAGCCAGGCUGGUAAGUAAGUAAUACACUGAGACAGGUAUACAGAGUGCACUGUUAAGCAUGCCAUAGGUGCAGGUAGUCACAGGAUGUGAUUCACUUUCAUUUUUACCUUGUGACCGAAGAGAGGCACACUAUGUAAAAACAACAUGAUGGCGGCUGCCAGAUACUACCCUCAUAUGAAGUAAAAUUCUGUUAAAUAUGGGGCAAAUUUUGAGUAUUAGUCACUGUAGAGGUGAUCUUAAGUGAUCCUGCCUGGAUGAUGUUGGACUCAACAAAAUACCUCAGAAUGAAGUUUGCAUCAAGUCAGAAUUUGGGGAUGCAGAAUACAAUUAAUACUUGAAUAGAUUAAGACUCUUUGUAUUACUGUCAUGUUAGUAGUAUGUGUUAUUUACUGAGGCCUUGUCACUCAGAUCAGAGAUGUUUAUUCCUUCAGCUUUUACAUUCCUGCUGAUCAUUUUUUGCUUCCCAUUCAGGCAACUUAACACCACCUUUAUAGCUCUAUAGAAAAGAUUUUUACUCUCUGGCUAAGUCCCUUAUUUUAUUUUAUUUUAUUUUAUUUUAUUUUAUUUUAUUUUAUUUUAUUUUAUUUUAUUUUGUUAUUUCAGAAAGAGGCUAAAAUUCUGUGUUUCCCCUUCCCUUUUCCCCUAUAACACUAUUGAAAUUCAAAUAAACACAAGUUUGUGCUCUAGAAAAGGAUCAGCACUGAGUGAAUACCCUCCUAAGCCCUAUGAUAAGCUAUUAUGGCAAGGCUUAACAAUACAGACCAGUGAGGUCUCUCUCUCUUGGUCCCACGACACCUCCAGGAGGCUAGACAGUGAUCUCUGGCAUCCCAGAGACACUCCCCUAAUGCCAGGUCUCACUGCUCUCCACACCAACCCAAUAACACUUACAGGAUCAGCAAACACACUCACCUUGCAGCAUGGUCUCAAACAAAAGGGAUUCAAAUAGGCCACUCCCACACUUAAAUAACCUUCCUCUUCCUGGAUUUCCUCCUUACUUACACAUGGCUUUCUCAGCCCAAACAGCACUGCCACCUUCAACCAAACCCAGGCUCCGUACCUGCGAGCUCCAGGUAGAAACAGGGCUGAUACUACCUUUCCUAGCACAUUCACCAUACUCUAUUUCACACGCUACAUAGCAUAACUACAAUAUAAGCUAAAGUUAAAGGAGCUAAAUGAACUUACAGGAUCAGCAAGCACACUCACCUUGCCGCAUGGCCUCAAACAAAAUGGAUUCAAAUAGGCCACUCCCACACUUAAAUACUUCCUCUUCCUGGAUUUCCUCCUGAGAGGAAGUGGAUCUCUCCACCUGAUCUCAAGGAGUUAUGUGCCCUGUUUAGUAGUUCCCCCUGCUGGCCCCCAACUGACAUUAUUUCUUCUCUUAUAGAUAAACUGGCUACAUUUAAUUGCUUCAUCUGACAUUUCCCUCACUGUCUUCCUCAAACUCUGUCCCCGCACUCCGAGUUCCCCCAGGAGCGAGACAGCUGAUCUUGCUAUGAAUCCCCUACACCCCACUUCCACUGGACAAAUCCUAGUCUUCCAUCCUCGCUGCUCAGCUUCUGCUCCUAAGUCUGCAUAUCUAAGCUUUUUUCUUUCAUAGGCUUCUUCCACUGAGUCUUCCCAAGGAACUGUCAGCUCAAUGAAAUAAACUAUCCGUUGACUCACUGACCACAACACUAUGUCAGGCCUCUGCUUGGUACAAACUAUUUCCUGGGGAACAACAAGCUUUCCCCCUAAAUCUACUUGCAUUUCCCAAUCACAAGCACCUUCUAGGUGGCCACACCCUUGCCUCCUCACUAACUUAUCUCUUCUGUAUUUCUCUCCCUGACGGACAAACUGAAUUGCUAAACUCCUAUCCUUAACACCUUCUGAAUUCACCUGUCUUCGUUUCCCUUCGAUUCCUGCAGCUAAACAUUUCAACACCUGGUUAUGUCGCCAUGUAUAUCGGCCUUGUGAUAAGAUAACUUUACAGCCUGACAAAAUAUGCUUUAAGGUUGCGGUACCUGAACACAAUGGGCAUGAUGGGUCCUCAUUUACCCAAAGUUUUAGGUUCUGGGGGGUUGGUAACACAUCGUAUGUAGCCAGGAAUCUAAUACGAUUCUCCUCCAUACUCCACAGGUCCCUCCAACUAAGCUUCCUCUUCUCUACACUUUCCCAAUUCAACCACUGUCCCUGUACCUUUGCACCCCUUACUAUCUCCUCCUGUCUGCGUAUCUGUUCCACAACCAGUUUUCUUUUAUCUUUGAGACCUGCUGUAUUCCAUAGCGGUUUACCUGAGCCAAGCCCCAGGCCUCCCCGGCCAAACUGAACAUUACCUACAAUCUCUGCAUGUCUAAGAGCUGCCUCUGCCUCCUGAACUGCCGAUCUUGGGUUCCACUUCCUCCCCUUGGUUGGAUUUGGAACCACACUCCUAAGUACCACGUCCUUACUCCCAGAUAACAAGAGCUAUGUCCUGACCUUGGUACAUUUAAAUUCCUCUGUUAAACUAGAUACUGGCAGCUGAAGUAUCCCUUUUCC